Chondrus crispus (carragheen) is the source of this 560-nucleotide messenger RNA. RefSeq lists its product as hypothetical. Lineage: Eukaryota; Rhodophyta; Florideophyceae; Gigartinales; Gigartinaceae. The coding region runs from base 1 to 447 and encodes 148 amino acids. The record is from RefSeq and is a predicted model, not a curated record. The transcript has 3 exons.
AUGAUCCCCGUGUGGUAUUUUGUGAAUGCGAUCUUCGAUGCCAAGGACGAAGGGGACACGUACGUCGGGAGUGUAAGCAGCUUUUUGAUGCUUGGUCUUACCGUUUUUCAACUGCUCGAUGUCUUUGUCACGCCCAUCCCGUUCCGCCUCAGCCACGUCUUUCCGGUACCAGUGUACAGCAUGUUCAUUUCCUUGGUAACGAUGCUGCGCUUUCGAGAACGCUUUUCUACCGCCGUCGUGCUUUUCGUCGGGCUCGGGGGGUUGGUCGUGGGGCUCGCCCUGCAUUUGGUGGGACGCCUUGCGUAUCUCGUGGUACAUAUUCACCGCGUCACGUCGGACAACAUGAUGCCGCCGGUGAUGCCGCCGGUGAUGCCGCCGGUGAUGUCGCCCGUUAAGUCGCCGGUGUCGCCGCCACCACCUUCCGGGAGCAGCAUCCCUGAGUUUUAGUACAGUAGUGGCCACACUACCCUUCGAAGGGUAGUUUCGGAAAGACUCGAUGGAUGUGAUGUGUAUGAGUUGAGGGAAUUGCAAGAAAGAGAUUAAAAGUGACAAUUUUAAAA